Messenger RNA from Recurvomyces mirabilis, 645 nucleotides. It is a transcript of the gene ARL3, whose product is annotated as ADP-ribosylation factor protein 3. The transcript is spliced from 2 exons. Bases 1 to 645 code for a protein of 214 amino acids. Lineage: Eukaryota; Fungi; Ascomycota; Dothideomycetes; Mycosphaerellales; Teratosphaeriaceae. Gene Ontology annotation, molecular function: GTP binding; GTPase activity. The record is from RefSeq and is a predicted model, not a curated record. Gene Ontology annotation, cellular component: Golgi apparatus. Gene Ontology annotation, biological process: Golgi to plasma membrane protein transport; protein localization to Golgi apparatus; intracellular protein transport.
AUGUAUCACCUCUUCAAGUCCAUCUACUUGCAUGCAACGAGCAAAGAAGAAUACUCCAUCCUGCUGCUCGGCCUGGACAACGCGGAACAGAUCAAGGCCAUAUACAGCCCAGACCACCACCCCAAGCUCAACACCGUGCCCACCGUCGGGCAGAAUGUCAGCUUGAUCGAUUUGCCGGACUGCUAUCUACGGAUCUGGGAUGUAGGCGGUCAACAUAGCCUGCGAGGGCUCUGGCAGAGCUAUUAUAGCAGUGCUCAUGCUAUCGUCUUCGUGAUAGACAGUACGGACGUCGGAGACGCUGACCUCGAGAGUCUGGCCUCAUCAGAUAAGAAAGAUGCAGAGGACGAAGGCCGACUCGGCGAAUGCAAGCUCGUUAUCGAAGACGUUCUACAGCACGAAGCUACGGAAGGUGUACCUAUACUCGUGCUAGCGAACAAGCAGGAUCGCGAGGACUGCGUCGAAGUGGUCCGGAUCAAGGAAGGACUGGUCAGGAAGGUGUUUGAGGGCGAGAAGGGAGCUAGUGUGAGGGAUAGUCGCGUAUUGCCUUUGAGUGCUCUUACUGGUACUGGAGUCAAGGAGGCCGUGGAAUGGAUUUGUAGUCGAGUGAAGUGGAAUAAGGAGGGGAGGCCACCGGUCAUGCGAUGA